Messenger RNA from Amoebophrya sp. A120, 2062 nucleotides. NCBI's taxonomy places the organism in Eukaryota, Dinophyceae, Syndiniales, Amoebophryaceae. The record is from the annotation of a GenBank genome assembly.
CCAAGCUCGAGGCGCGAAUAAACGCCCUCACGGAGCAGCAAAACACAUUCGAGCACGCCGACUUGCUUCAGGAACUUCGUUGCGGGUUCGCCCACUGCGUCCGCCUCUCCCUGAAGCUCGCACAGCUGACCGGGCUGCUGCCGACUCUGGACAGCGUUGCUGAGGAGCUUUUGGAUCAGCAGCAGAGCCACAAUCAACAGCACCUCCCCGAGCUGCUGGACUACACGGAGUCGCUUGUCCCGAGAAUGGAAAAGUUGUGGCGUCUGCGCCACCCGCAUGCAAAAAACAUUUUAGACGUGCUGGUGCGGAAGCUUGACGUGCGCGACGCCAUGGCUCUGGUGGGAUCGACCUGCAGCAACCAAUUCUCUGACGAACACCAGGAGCAGAAUAUUCGAGGCUUGCAGCGGCCCACCCCUGCAAGCCCGCGCGGAGCAGAAGUGUUGCGCUUGGACGGGGCGGCCGCCCACGGGGGUUUUCACGGAGGAGGAGGCGCAAGCCGCUCUCCCGUCUAUCGCGACUACCACCAGGAAGUGCAGCAGUAUUACCAGGGUCAGGAGCCUUUUCACGGGAGCGGGGACCGUCGAAAUGUUGGUCCGAUGGGAGUCCGUGCGGCACCGCCCUCCUCCUCUUCGUGGACGAGACAGCAGGGGGAACGAGGGCCACAUCCUACCAUGCCACACAGACCACAAAGCAGCUGUGGGACGAGACAAAGUGCCCGGCUUCACAAAGUAGCAAAUGAAAACUACCUGUCCUCGUCCUCUUCCCGCAGUCCCCGUCAAACACGAGCGAAGCAGCUGGUGCAGACCAACACCUUUGAAUUACCGGACGAGAUACAAGAAGAUGGACUACACCAGUACUGCCGGACUCAACUACAGCAACAUCAGCAAAACGCGAGCAAAGUGGGAGCUUCGUUAAACAGCGGGCAUGGUGUCACAGGGGAGGUAACCGGUCUGCUAAAGAGGUUCCAGCCAACCAGCGGGACUAUGUCAAAGCAGAUCGGUAUCGUCGACGAGUUGGGCGGAAGUGGUGUUUUUUCAGACACCGUAGGAGGUCUGACAGACUUGCAGCAGCAGCAGCAGCAGCCGCGCAGUAAUCAAAUUGAAACGUACGAAGAAAGGCAGCGACAAAUAAAGAAUUCAACCAGAGAAGAUCUUUUUCAGCAUCAAGAUGUGAUGGAGAACUUGCACGACGGAGGCUUCGGGCGGAAAGAAUCAAUUUGCAAGGUUGUUGAGCAACCGCCGUCCGCCGAGAUUCUGGAGCUGCAGGAAAAGUUUUACCUCCGACCCCUGCAAGCAAGUAAGGAGAAAGUCGUUCUGGCGGGACACGGACAGAUACACCAGCAGAAGAAAACGGGUACUAGUUCCUCAAGAGUAAAGGACAGCGAUGAAAACUGGCGCUCUUCCGACUUCAAGAAUGCGGAGAGAGACACUAGUACCGGUCUUGUCAACCUUGCGCGAGCACCAGGGGAACAGAACUUCGUCCUUGAGGACUCUGGUGCGCUUUGGAAUGACAUCUCAUGCGCGCCAUUUGCGAAGGAACGUGAUCGUGAAGUCCGCAUCUGGGAGAGCAAGCAUUAUCAGCAGCGCGGGGGCGACGAGCGGUAUCGGGAUUGCAGCAGUAAGAGCCAGGGAGAAGAAGUUCUUGAUCGGGGCGUGGAGAUCCAAAAUCUUCGGAUGCAAACGCGAGCGCACACCCGGGAGUUUAUCGCGGUUCCGCCGACUUUGCUCUCCUCCGAAUAGACAAAAUGAAAUGUACGUAGUUUUAGUUACUUAUGCGAGCAAGGAUCGGCCCAUUCGUGAGUGCACAUUUUUUUCGGAUGACAAUUUAUUAUGUAUGAUGUAGGGAAAAAAAAAUAAACAACUUUCGCGUGAUUUAAGUUUAACGAUGGAGCUGGUGUAUGAUUUCUUUUCAGACGAGCACGGCCUCGACUACCAGGAGACUUCCAAAUGCUCGAAACGUAGACUCGGCAUCGCAGGCAGCAUCUCUGCAUUUGUGAUAGCAUUUUACUAAAAAUAUAGGCUACUGAUACACAUGACACACACGCCGAAACCAUUGAUCAUUU